AAAAGUUUUGGACGCGGUUUUUUGUUUCUUUCACGUACAGUUUUUUUUUAGGAAUGAACGCUGAGACGUGUGUCUCAUACUGCGACAUGAGCUCCAUGGAGCCGUACUACGGGCCACAGGCUCCCCGCGAGCAGCACGCAAACCCGUUCAGGACGUUCCCGGCGGCCGAGGCCAAGUACAGCCCUGCGUUCCCGGGCGCCAAAGCGCAGGCCCGCAGCCCCUUCCAGCAACAGCAGCAGCAGCAGGAGUGCCAGCCCAGCGUGGACGGGGAAGGCACCUUUAACAAAUACCACCUCUUCAUGCAGAGGGGCGCGUGCAAAACCCCCCCAGAGGGCGGCAAGGGGCACCAGGAGAGCGGACACAACGGAGGAGGAGGACUGCUCUCCUGUUACGGUAAAGACAGCACAGGGCUAACAGAAUCUGAGUUGCCCCCAAACACUGACCCCACAGGGAUGGAUGGCAGCUACCUCAGUGUGAAGGAACCAGGAGUGAAGGGUCCUCAGGAGAGGCCAAGUUCUGAGCUGGCCUCCCCCCUGGACAAGGGCGAAGGUGAGAGCAACAAGGGCAAGAAGAGGCGCAACCGCACCACCUUCACAAGCUACCAGCUUGAAGAGCUGGAGAAAGUCUUCCAAAAGACACACUACCCUGAUGUGUAUGCCCGAGAGCAGCUGGCACUGAGGACUGACCUCACAGAGGCACGAGUGCAGGUAUGGUUCCAAAACCGCAGAGCCAAGUGGAGGAAGCGAGAACGUUUUGGGCAGAUGCAGCAGGUCCGAACGCACUUCUCUACAGCCUACGAGCUUCCACUUCUUACUCGGCCUGAGAACUAUGCUCAGAUCCAGAAUCCCUCAUGGAUAGGGAGCGGCAGUGCAGCAUCACCUGUGCCAGGCUGUGUUGUGCCCUGUGACUCGGUCACUUCCUGCAUGACCCCUCAUCCCCAUGCCGCAAGCGGAGUGUCCGACUUCCUCGGAGUGCCCAGUCCUGGAGGUCAUAUGGGACAGAGCCACAUGGGUAGCCUGUUUGGAAGUCCAGGAAUGAGCACUGGCAUUAAUGGUUACGAUCUUAACAUGGACCCUGACAGAAAGUCAUCCAGCAUUGCCACCCUGCGAAUGAAAGCCAAAGAACACAGUGCAGCCAUCUCCUGGGCCACAUGAUUCCCCAGCAGCCACAGCACAUUAUCUCUGAACUUCCCUUAACAACCUAGCAACAGAAAGAAGGCAGUACGAAGAGAGCAAGAACAAGAGUCUGUGUGUGAAAAUCGACUAACCACCAAGCACCACGUGUGGAGAGAGCGGACCGGCUGGAGAAAAGAAAGAUGACACACAAACCCUGUGAACUUAACCUCUUGAGAGAUGGGGAAAAUCAGAGAUGAUUGGUCUUAGAAACAAAGUUGUGGUAAUUCAAAGGAUGUGGUGUUGCUCUACAAGAGGCAGCAAAGGAGAUGGUGUAAAAUGGGAGAAAAGUAUGCAUUUGAACAAGCAUCAAAUUCUAAAAAUUCAAACCCUGCACUUAUCAUCUAAAUACGUAGGCCCUAUUUGUAAAGACUGUGUCAGUGUACAGAAAUAACAGUGUUUUACAGACAGGCUGAAACUUGUUCUGUCACAGAAUCAUUUUUGAAAAUAUGCCCAAAUCUAGCCCAAGAACUGUCAGUAACACAUAUAUAUGCUUUUGUAGAAUAUCUGCUUGCAUUUUAAGAAAUGAGAAAUAUGAAUUGAGCUAGCCACAACACUAGCCUUCUUCCCUUUUUCACCGUUUCAGCAAAGCAGCUAAAAAAACUACACGACUAAUGCACCCUACACUGCACUUCAGAAUUCUUAUUUGUUGUUCGAAACCUAAUACAAGCCUGUAUGUUAGCAGCGCAGUGCCACAGUCAGGAUGGAACGGGAAAGUUUAGCAAGUUUAGCAAGAGCCUGUACUAUCUGAGAAAGUAGCACAGCAGGCCUGCUGAGUCUGGGGCCACAGGGCCUGAGAGCGCCAGACAAGGAGGAGGAGGCGCUGAUUUAAAGUGGCCAUGCCAUUGGCAUUUCUACAGGUAACUCUCCCAGCCUGGUGCAGUGUGGCCUCAAAGGAAGUGCUACAUUUGCAUUGGAUUACAGGAAGAGUCCCUGAGUUCUGCAGGGCUUUCCAGCCAGGAAUAACACAAGCAUCAUCCUCGAGGCAGUAGAUCGGAGUUCUUCUGAAAGGCCUAGUACGACGCAACAAUCCCUCUCCACGGCAGCAGUGAUGAACACUUUUCUGCUAAGCCUGGCUCUCAAUGUCUGCCUCAAGCAUCUAGCCUCCACCAAAACCGAAACAAGGCACACAGUGAAAUACUGCUCCCUGUAAACAGAAAACGGGUUCUCCCUCUGCACAGAUUAAGCAGUCAGUCAUACACAGAAGUGAGUGAAAGCCAUUUUCUUCUUGAAGGGCUUGAAGGUAUAAUGAUCCCAGGUGAAAUGGUUCUGAAAGGCAGGCCAAGGCCAUACAUUAACAAGCUGAUGGAUUUGUGGAAAUACAUUACACCCUUUCUACAUCUCAAUCCCCAGUUUAUUUUCUCUCCUGGAGAGAAACAUCAAGUUAUUUGGCCUAAAGUGAUGGCAGCAUGCUGUUCGAUACAUCUCCCCGAUAGCUCAGAUGGGGUUGUCUGCAUACCUACAGCCAAGACCUAUGUUAAAACGUCACAGCUCUCUGUGGAGAGCAAAGGUUUCACAAAGGUGAUGAAUUAAGAGUGUGGUAAUGUUCCUUUGGGCUCUCUGGGGUUUCUUCUUGUCAGACGAUGGUGGAGAGAGGUUCUAAGAAUUAAUACAAGGCCAAAAAAAAUGUAUUAUAACAUAUUAUAACAAAAAAAAAAAAAAUCAAUACAACAUGUAUAUUUUCACCAUGCCAGAUUUUUUAUCUUAAAUGAUUAUGCUGGCAGAGCUAACUAAACAGAAAUUUGCAGACUUUGCUAGAAGGUCUUAUAGCCCACAAUAUGAAUACAUGAUAUUCAGGCAGUCUGAAUAUGAUAUGUGGAGUGCUAAGGCAGUAUGAAGUUUGAGCUCUGCUUCAUUAAUUUUUUGGCAGCAGCAUCCCUACAAGAGAAAUGUUCAGCAUGCGACAUUUGCCAUUGUACACCCCCUCUUACUUCACACUACCUCUCUUAUUCAGUGAUUUAGCCCAGCGGACAACAAUAUUCAAUCAACAAAGCCUCAAAAAACUACUUUCUCUGAUUAUAAUUUGCUAAAAUUAUAUUCCAUCAAGAUUUGCUUUAUGAGAUUUCUAUUUUGAUCUUAGUUUGAUACAGAUAAGGUGAAAAGGCUGUUUUAAAUUUGCAGAAGAACCUGAUAUCCCUACACCUAUAGACAGGCCAUUUCUAAUUUCUAAAUAAGAACCAUAUUCCCUCCAUUCUAGUGGGCUGCUCUUAAGGUUCCUUGAUCUUCAAAACUGAGCUGAACAAUGACUACAGGAAGAGAAUGCAAUGUGACAUGUUCCUUCCAACAUUUCCAGGGAACCAGUUUACCUUAGGGAAAGCAUCUUUUAUUAGUAAAGUGGAACAACACCACUUAAGAUCAUUUGAUAGUGGUUUGGAGGUGCUGACUGGUUUUUAAGGGUUAUUAUGUUAAUAAAUAUAAGUAAACUGAUUAAGAUUACACUAUUUACACUCAACACAACUACACUCAGGCUUACACUUAGUACGGAUGCACUAUGCUAUCAGAAUCAUAUUGAUAUCUGCAGAUUUUCAAACUACAAACUAACAUACAUACAUACAUACACACAUUUUAUAUAUAUAUGAGAUCAAAAUCUGCAGAUAUUAAUAUUUGAUAACAUUUGACAUUUAUUGUACUCUCAGAAGGCAGCAUGUUAAGAUCUACUGCAUUUGUAAGCUUAUACAAAUAAGUGUUAAUGUUUCUGUAACACUAAUGAGAUUUAUUAUUUAGUUCCAACUAUUCAGCGGUGGACAGUAAUUAAGUAAAUGUAAUUAAUUACUGUACUUAAGCAGUUUUUUUUGUGUAUCUGUACUGAAAAUUUUGUGCAAGUUUUUAAUUGCACUCUCCACUACAUUUCAAAGCUAAAUAUCUUACUUUUUACUACAUUUUGCGAAAUCUGUCCUUCCUUUUGGUUU
Pygocentrus nattereri (red-bellied piranha) is the source of this 4081-nucleotide messenger RNA. RefSeq names its product ALX homeobox 4a (gene alx4a). The record is from RefSeq and is a predicted model, not a curated record. The transcript has 4 exons. Lineage: Eukaryota; Metazoa; Chordata; Actinopteri; Characiformes; Serrasalmidae. Gene Ontology annotation, biological process: regulation of transcription by RNA polymerase II. Gene Ontology annotation, molecular function: RNA polymerase II transcription regulatory region sequence-specific DNA binding; DNA-binding transcription activator activity, RNA polymerase II-specific. Bases 54 to 1154 code for a protein of 366 amino acids.